This is a messenger RNA of Arabidopsis lyrata subsp. lyrata, 1589 nucleotides long. RefSeq names its product F-box protein At3g47030-like. Bases 295 to 1380 code for a protein of 361 amino acids. NCBI's taxonomy places the organism in Eukaryota, Viridiplantae, Streptophyta, Magnoliopsida, Brassicales, Brassicaceae. The transcript is spliced from 2 exons. Gene Ontology annotation, molecular function: protein binding. The record is from RefSeq and is a predicted model, not a curated record.
CCAUGGUCAUGUAGUCAAAAUGGUGCGAAAAAAAUAACGGUUUUACUCGGGUCAUGUAGUCAAGAUGAUGCAAAAAAUAACGGUUUCCCGAAUGUUUAUAUUAUAGCCUUAUAUGCACCUAAAAGAAACUAAUUUUUGGUAGAUUCAUGAAUUAAUAUACAUUUGGAUGAACUUGAAAAUUAUAUUGGAAUUGACAAUGUGUCCAUUUCUUAACCUCCAGUGUUCCUUAAUAAAUAGAUAGAAAAUCUUAAAACUCUAUAUGUCCACCUCUCCUUAAAAAAAAAAAAAAAAUCGAUGUUUGGGAUUCUAGGGUUUAACGCCGCCAUGGGAAAGCGGCAGAAGCAGCAACUCACCCCCCGCCCAAGCAACACCCCAAGAGAAUACUCAAAGGAGAUACCAAUUGAGCUCGUGAUUGACGUUUUCUCAAUAUUGUCCAUUGAAGACGUUGCGAGGUGUCGUUGCGUGUCGAAGCUUUGGUCUUCCAUACUACGCCGUCGAGACUUCACCCAACUGUUCCUCAAAAUCUCAUCGACUCGGCCUCGUAUACUACUCACCUUCCUUCACAAAGACCAGGUUUGUCCCCCUAUACUUGGCUUGAUCUGUUGCAAAUCUAAGAAGCCGAUGAUAUGUAACCCUAGCACAGGAGAGUCAAAGUACAUUUCUUUACCAAGUGCGAAAACAAAGAGGGUUAAGAUGAGACCAUAUUUUGGGUAUGAUCCUAUCGACCAACUAUUCAAGGUAUUGUGCGUGUCCAGUGAUUAUGUGUGUCGAGUUUCAACAUUAGGAACGAAAGAAGUGAUGUCUACCUGGAGAAAGGUCGAAUGUUCGAUAUCCCAUCAACCGUUACAUAGUGAGAUAUGCAUGGAUGGGAUUUUGUAUUAUUUAGCUAAGUGUAUGGGCAGUGGAACUCCAACACCUUAUAUGGUAGUAGCCUUUGAUGUUAGAUUGGAGAGAUUCAAGUUUCUACCUGUGGAGUUAAACAUUGUGGGUUCAGCACUCAUAAAUUACCAAGGUAAGUUGGCCAUACUAUGGCAAAAUUUGGGUGGUAUCUAUCAACACAUACAAAGUUUUGAGCUGCGUGUUCUAAAUGAUGUUGAUGAAGUGAAAUGGUCGAUUAUUAUCUACGAAUUGCCAGAUUAUUGGAAGAAUUUUGCUGUGGAGACGACCUACCUAUACAUUCUCGGGAUGACUACUUCAGGUGAAAUUGUUUUGUCGACAUACUAUGUACAUGAACCUUUCUACAUCUUCUACUACAAUACAGUGAAGAAGUAUGUGGUAAGAGUUCAAAUCGAUUUCGGAAUUGAACCUUUGAGGGCUCUUAACUGCUCAAGGAUUUCGACAUUCUUAAACCAUGUGGAGAAUGUAGAGCUUAUGGAUUAGAACUUUAUAGCAUAGCUAAUGUAGCUUGCCUUCUAAGGUUGCAUCCAUCUUGUUUCGUGAAACUAAUACCUGUUCGGUUAUUGUUUAAAUGUUCUAUAUAUGUACCAAUGUUUGUUGUAAGCUAUAUGUUUGAACUUUUCUUGUUCUAGGAUAUUUUUAAGCUAUUUGAACUAUUUUCUUCGUGAAAUUUUACUGUUAGUUCUAUUUAA